This is a messenger RNA of Penicillium subrubescens, 1548 nucleotides long. RefSeq names its product putative MFS alpha-glucoside transporter. The transcript has 8 exons. The record is from RefSeq and is a predicted model, not a curated record. Gene Ontology annotation, cellular component: membrane. Gene Ontology annotation, molecular function: carbohydrate:proton symporter activity. The coding region runs from base 1 to 1548 and encodes 515 amino acids. Gene Ontology annotation, biological process: carbohydrate transport; transmembrane transport. NCBI's taxonomy places the organism in Eukaryota, Fungi, Ascomycota, Eurotiomycetes, Eurotiales, Aspergillaceae.
AUGCUGAGAGAACAAUGGCGCUUCGCAUUGUGGUCUCUCUGGAUAUCCAGCGGCGUGGUAAUGCAGGGCUACGAUCUCGUCGGUGGUGGUCAGCUAGCGGCCCUGCCCCAGUUCCGGAAGAAAUUUGGCAUUCUGGAGGCGAACGGCAGUUACUUGAUUCCUGCUCAUUAUCUUUCUGCGUGGAGCUCUAUCGCUCCGGCUUGUGAGAUUGUCGCAACGUUUAUCUUCGCGCCACUGCUCGAGAAGUUUGGGCGGAAGCCUGGGAUUCUGGUUGCUGCCUUCAUCUCCGCGGGAGGUAUCCUCCUCCAGCAGCUGGCAGGUGAUUGGACAGUACACCUUGCCGGCCGUGGCAUCAAUGGCAUUGCCAUCGGGAUGAUGUUUACAAUCUCUCCCCUCUGGAUUGGAGAGACUUGUCGCCCCGAGCUUCGGGGGUUCUUUCUCUGCUUCUUCAAUACAAGUAUCGUCUUCGGGCAAUUUGCAAUUGUGGCUGUAUCGAAAGGCAGCAGCUAUCUGACAACUAAAUGGCAAUGGUGGCUACCUGUUGUCUCCAUGUACAUUUUUCCGCUCAUUCUCGUAUCUGGUUGGCUAUUCUUCCCAGAAUCGCCUUACUGGCUAAUCCGCCAGGGCAAGACGGCCCAGGGCCGAAAAUCUCUUAAGGUUGUGUACGGCUUCAGGGAUGAAUCAUUUUAUGACGCCGAAAUCAAUCGUAUGGAAGCGGAGAUCCGUGUGACAAGAGAUAUUCAGGGCGAUAUCGAUGCGAGACACCGUGGCCGAAUAUGUGGCAUCAACUUCUCGGCCGAGGCCGAGUGCUUCCGAGGCACCAACCUCAAACGGACAAUGACGGCCAUCUUCGCAGCGAGCGCCCAACAAAUGAUCGGUGCGACUUUCGUUAUAGGCUACGCGACAUACUUUCUUGAGCUCAUCGGCGUCAAUGAUUAUUUUAAUGCGUCUGUGGCUUUGUAUGUUGUCAUGCUUCUCGCGAGUAUGGCUGCUUUUCCACUCACGGAGAUUAUCGGUCGCCGCACUUUGAUUGUUGGACCUCAGUUUGCCCUUUGCGCUAUGCUUCUGCUCAUUGGAGUCAUGGGGUGCAUCCCCGAUCGUGCCAAAGCGAGUUGGGGCAUCGUUGCUUUUAUAUACGUAUGGGCUAUUAUUUACCAGCUUUCUAUUGGGGCUACAGGAUUUGUGCUUGCAUCGGAGCUUGCCACCAUGCGCCUCCGUGGUGCGACUCAAGGCCUGGUUACCAUUUCGAACGCUGUUUGGGGCCUUAUUAUGCAGUUCACUAUUCCUUACAUGAUUAACCCUGAUGCCGGAAACCUCGGAGGCAAAGUAGGAUUCAUUUUCCUGGCCACUGGUUUAAUUGCUGCUGUGGGAGGAUUCUUCCUGUAUCCAGAGACCAAGGGAAUAUCAUUUGAGAAACUUGAUGAACUGUUUGCUCUCAAGGUGAAACCACGGCACUUCAAGCAGAAGGCGAAGGAGACUGCACAUAUCGUCACAGGCGAGGUAAAACUGGACACCCGUAGUGUUCAUGCGGAGCAAAUUGAAGCUUGA